AUGACCACAGCACCUCAAUUAUUCGUCGAGGUCAAAGGAUAUCUGGAACUGGUUAACACGGUGGAUGAGAAAGGUAACUAUACUGACGAGAAGCCGUUGCUGACGAAGUUGAUAAAUGCUCCUCCACCGAUGACGAAGGAGGAGGCGGAGGCGACUCGGAAGGAGGCGGAGGAUGCGCGGAAAGCUGAGGAGGAGGCGAAAGCGGAGGCAGAGCGUGUGAAGCAGGAGUCUGAAAAGGCGGCUGCGGAGUUGGAGAAGAAGGCGACUGAGCAAGGCGCGAAGCACAAGCAGGCUUUGGAGAGGGUGCGGAAGGACGAGGCUGCGUUGAAGGAGGAGAAGGCGGAGUUUGAGAAACAGAAAGUUGAGUUGGAGAAGGCGAAGAAGCAGACGGAGGCGGAGGUACGGAAGCAGAAGGCGGUUUCGGAUGUAGAGAUUGCCAAGCUGAAGAACGAGUUGAAGGCCGCGAAGGGUGCUGCAGACAAGAAAUUGGAAGAGGCGGUGAAAAAGCAAGAAGCUAAGGCGGAAACGGAAAAAAGGGCGGCGGCAGAGCUGAAACGCAUGGCCGAUCAACAGGUGGAGCAGUUGAAGCAGGACCUACAAGAGCUACGGACCAACUUCGACAAGCUCAAGGAGGAGGCCGAGGCGGCUAAAAAGGCGGAGGCCGAGGCGACUAAAAAGGCGGAGGCCGAGGCGGCCAAGCGAGCGCAAUCUUCCGCUCCGGGGAGCAGUUUAGCGCAGCCGACAGAGGGCGACAUGUUUGAACAGCUCAGCUCAGGCGCCGAUUCGAUAGCUACGGAUCAACCUGCCGGCGACUCGGCAGGAGCAAAUAACGUAGAACGACUGCUGGCUGAACACGAGUCGUGGCGCAAACAAUUUUUGGGGCAGAAGGCCAUCGAAGUAGGAAUGCCGGACAGCGUGAAUAACACAGUGACAGUCAUUGAGCAAACCCUAGCUGUUCGAGGACAGGAAAGAUACCCAGCCAAGUCUCACUUUGUUCGCACAAAAGAUGAUGAACUAGUUUAUCGCACGGCCAUGAAGUCCGACCCCAAGACGAAGGAAGCCCUUCUCAAGAUGCUUAGCGAUAAAAAAUUCAGUGCCAGACAGUAUAAACCCAAUGUCGACGACUACAUCACAGGACGAUUGGCCAACAAGCAAAUCCCUCGUCCCGGUCUAUCUGCACCGGGUCAAGCAGGCUUGACCAAUCAAGCAGGCGUUAUCGAAUCGCGAAGGACAAGACAUGCCGAGCAAAUCCCCAGCCACUCCACCGCCGGUGGGAGCGGGCGAGGCUCCUGCAAUUGGAUGGCUAUGCAAAGAAUGCUGCAACUGCGGGUCAUCACCGGCCUCGCCCCCGUCCUGACAGUGGCCUUGAUAGUGGAAGGACUACAUAGCGUGCGACUGCGCGCAAUGAGGUGUGUGCACACACUCAUAGGAUGUGUGGCUCAUAGGAUGCACGACGUGGGUGAAGGCUACGAUUAUGUCAGACGCUGGCUACGUCGUCAGAAGGUGGCUCAUUAUAAAGAGCCCCUUAUAAAGGGCCAAUGA
Gregarina niphandrodes is the source of this 1542-nucleotide messenger RNA. RefSeq names its product putative transmembrane protein. Lineage: Eukaryota; Apicomplexa; Conoidasida; Eugregarinorida; Gregarinidae. The record is from RefSeq and is a predicted model, not a curated record. The transcript is spliced from 3 exons. The coding region runs from base 1 to 1542 and encodes 513 amino acids.